GUACAUAUAUAUAUGUAUUUUGCACUAUUUCUCCUUUUUCUUUCUAUUCAUAUAUUAUCUUCGCUUCUCAUCCGAUUCCCUUUUUCUAUUCUUGAAUUUUUUCACAUAGAUUUCUCCACCCGAUCGAUCUGCUUCUCACAUACUCGGUUAGAUUGUUCAGAAAAUGUCAUCUCCAAGCAAAAGGAGGGAUAUGGAUGUCAUGAAGCUGAUGAUGAGUGACUAUGCUGUGGAACCAAUAAAUGAUGGGAUCAAUGAACUUAAUGUGGAAUUCCACGGUCCAAAAGAAAGUCUAUAUGAAGGUGGCGUAUGGAAAGUCCGUGUGGAGCUUCCUGAUGCUUAUCCAUACAAAUCUCCUUCUAUCGGGUUUCUAAACAGGAUCUUCCACCCAAAUGUUGAUGAACUGUCUGGUUCUGUCUGCUUGGAUGUAAUUAACCAAUCAUGGAGUCCGAUGUUUGAUCUGUUAAAUGUAUUUGAGGUUUUCCUCCCCCAACUUUUGCUAUAUCCAAAUCCUUCGGACCCACUAAAUGGUGAUGCAGCAUCGCUGAUGAUGAAGGAUAAGGAGCAAUAUGAGAAGAAAGUGAAAGAGUACUGUGAGCUAUAUGCAAAGAAGGGAGACAUAAGUGGCACACUCACAGACGACAGUGAUGGAGAUGUAAGCGAUGAUGACAUCAGCGAUGGACGAAGCGAAUCAAGUGAAGAUGUUGCCAGAAAUGCAGACCCAUAAGGACAUAAUCACCAUCGAACUUGAAUAUGAUUAAAAAAAAUGUUGUUAUCCCGACCCUCUUAUUACGGGUUUUGUCACAUAGUUGCUUGUAAAAUUAGAAUGUGUAAUGAAUGCUUAUAAGUUUCACUUGUCACCUUGGAUUUUUGAUGGUGAAUAUAAAUGGGAAUUUGGGAUUUAUCACAAAA
Messenger RNA from Cynara cardunculus var. scolymus (artichoke), 909 nucleotides. Its product is annotated as ubiquitin-conjugating enzyme E2-23 kDa-like. Bases 164 to 724 code for a protein of 186 amino acids. The record is from RefSeq and is a predicted model, not a curated record. The transcript has 7 exons. Gene Ontology annotation, cellular component: nucleus. Lineage: Eukaryota; Viridiplantae; Streptophyta; Magnoliopsida; Asterales; Asteraceae. Gene Ontology annotation, biological process: ubiquitin-dependent protein catabolic process; protein polyubiquitination. Gene Ontology annotation, molecular function: ubiquitin conjugating enzyme activity.